AUGGCUCUUUUAAACCUGCCCGUUGAGCUGCUACAGCGCAUCAUAGCUGAGACGAUUCCCGACUCGAUCGAGAACGUCGCAAUCACAUGCAGCACAUUGUACCGCGCAAGUCAAAUAUACCUGGAACAGCACAACAAGCUCCGGCGGCGAUAUCGCCACUUUUCUUACUCCAAGCUCUCUAGAACUAGCCCUUCUGACAUACGAGCCGAGGAAGAAUGGGAUAUUUGCACCAAAGAUACGGGACUUCGCAUUGUUAAUGCCGUAGACUUCAUUUUGGCAAUCAUACGCAAUCCGCUGAUUCCUCGGUACGUCGAAACGGCUGAUCUCAAAGCCAGUUUCGGCGUGAGAAACUUCGAUCCCGGGGACAAUUCGCAGGGAACAGGACCAUUGUUUCCCCGGGUCAGAGGAGAGGCCGACAUUGAAGUCCUUCGGGAGUUUCUGCGCACAUCUCCUUAUUUGGAGCAGACUGGCAGCAACCCAGAGACCUGGAUGGAAGGGAUACAGAACGAUGUGGUUGGCCAUGCUGAAGUCUUCCUUCUUACCCUGUUGACCCAUGUGCGGGAGCUUGCUCUGCCAGCUGCCUGGGGCGAGCUAACGUUACGUCCAUUCAAGUCAGGUGAAGAGGGAGAGGAAGAAGAUGAGCAUCGAUCUGAUAGAUCUGUCAUUUGGCCUAUGCUCGAUCACAUCGUGUGGCGUGCUAAUGAGCCUGGCGUGAAAGAUGCCGGGCUCUCUAAGCUGGAUAUCUUACGGCCGUUUACCGGAUCAGGGUACGAUUGUAGGAACGCAAUGACCUUGAACACACCAUUCCUGGCUAUCGGGUCGCUUCGGGAAGCCUACAUCGGGGGUUGCAUUGCCCUGGAAGAUGGCUACACUGGUAUACCCUUUCACCCAGAGUACUCGACUUACAGCCCACGCCUAGAAAAGCUGGAGUUGGUGGGCUGUACAUUCGAGCCAUGGGAAGUGCGUGUCUUGCUCUCCCGCAUGGCCAACUUGAAGUGUCUCCACUUUGCAUACGAGGUGAAAUGGCACGGCUGUGGCAUGAGCUGCGACACGGGACACAUUCUGGAUACAAUCAUGGAAUGCACCGGCGAGACAUUGGAGGAGCUUUCGGCGUGGAUGAUGGAGCACUGGGGCUCGACAGGGCGUACUCUCACUGAUAUGAAGGGGUUCCGGCGCCUCAAGUCUCUUGAGAUUGAUAGCUUCAUGUUUAUGGGACCAGAGUUCCGCAAAGACGAUGUAGAAGACUUCGAUCUUACCGACGCGCCGAACGUUUGGCCCGUGGAGGAGAUUGCUGCACCGCGUAUGGUCGAUAUGCUUCCUCCUUCGCUUGAAUCACUCAGGAUUCUGGUGCAGGGUAACGAUGGGGACGACCGGUCGGCUCAGAUUGCAAAAUGCUUGAGAGCAUUGUUUGACGGGUUUCCUCAACACAGGCAGAAACUUUUACCAAAGUUACAGGAGGUUGUGGUUGAAAUCGUGGGAACGAAUGUAGACUUGAAUCUCCAAAGGGAGAUGGAAGCCCAGGGGGCCAAGAUUUACGUUCGAGAGGGACUGGAAGUUCAGCCAAGCUUCCUCACCGAGUUCUACACCAGGUUCGACGUUGAAGCAGAAUAA
Molecule: messenger RNA, 1611 nt
Organism: Colletotrichum orchidophilum
Lineage: Eukaryota; Fungi; Ascomycota; Sordariomycetes; Glomerellales; Glomerellaceae
Exons: 2
Coding region: 1-1611 (536 amino acids)
Source: RefSeq, a predicted model, not a curated record